Messenger RNA from Wasmannia auropunctata (little fire ant), 732 nucleotides. It is a transcript of the gene mRpS18C, whose product is annotated as 28S ribosomal protein S18c, mitochondrial. The record is from RefSeq and is a predicted model, not a curated record. The transcript is spliced from 3 exons. Gene Ontology annotation, biological process: mitochondrial translation. Gene Ontology annotation, cellular component: mitochondrial small ribosomal subunit; ribosome. Lineage: Eukaryota; Metazoa; Arthropoda; Insecta; Hymenoptera; Formicidae. Gene Ontology annotation, molecular function: small ribosomal subunit rRNA binding; structural constituent of ribosome. Bases 120 to 557 code for a protein of 145 amino acids.
GUAUUUCAUGUUUCGUGUUCGUAAUAUUCGUGUGCUCCCGGUCUGAGGACUGAGGACUGAGAGCUGCAAGAUUUGAAGGUUAUAUUAGAACACUACAAAUUGAUUUCAAUACUUGCGAAAUGAUUUCUGUUUUUGCUUCACAAAGAAUUGCAAUGACGCUUGUCUCUGGCAAAUUCUACAAAUCGUGUUUUCGAACUAUAUAUAAAAGUUCCUCCGACAAGUCUGUAAAAAUUGAGGCUGUGAUGGAAAAUGAUAUGCCUAUCCAAAUUGAAAAUCCAUAUGUAAAAGAAAAGCAGCAAUGUGUUCUAUGUAAAUUGAAAAUUGAACCAGAUUAUAAGAAUGUAAGAUUACUUUCACAAUUUCAAAGUCGAUAUACAGGCAGGAUAUAUGGAAGACAUAUAACGGGAUUAUGUAAACAUAAACAAAUGAGAUUAGAACAAGAAAUUGCAAAAGCUCAAAGUGCAGGUUUAAUGGGUUUGUGGACUAAAGAACCAGAAUAUGUUAAAGAUCCAAAAUUAUUUGAUCCAAAUCAUCCAUUUAGGCCACAUAAAUAUUAGACAAGCAGUAACAUAGUUAUACAUGUAUACACAUAAAUAUAUACAUAUACAUAAAUAUGUAUAUACAUAAACACUAGACAAAUAGCAAUUAUAAUUGCAUUAGUCAUUGCAUCAACAAACUGCCUUUUUCAAAAUAAAUGUUAUAUAUUUUUGCUGAAUGAAAUCCUUACAUUCA